CAUUCAGCAAAUUUACAUUGAGAGAGAGAGAAGAAGAAAGAGGAGAGAAAAAGAACCGGAUCCUCGAUAGAUCAGCUUCUUUACUACUCCUUUGAUCACCAUUGCAGCCAUUCCAGGGAAGCAUUCGUUGUUGACUGACUGGCUGACUGAGCAAUAACUCUCCAACAAGCUGUACCUUUACGGCUUCACUAGAGUCCGGUACUCACUGAUCGUGAGCGUCUACUCGAUUCUCAGUCCAAUCUUCCCUUUUCUGAGACUUCAUUGUAAUAAAUAUGAUCAUGAGGUGCAAACACUUUUCGUUUGAUAUGUCAAUGAGGGUUUAAACUGGGAAAGUGAAGAUGUUCCUGUCGGCGAGAUGGAGGAACGAGAAGAAUAAGAUCAAAGUGGUCUUUAAGUUGCAGUUCCAUGCCACUCCUCAGGUGGGAAUAAUGGGAUUGGAUCCAUUAACAUUAUCUGGCAUUCCUGAGGAUGUUGGGAAACCGACAAUGACGUUAGAGAAAGGGUUGGUUCGAGAUGGGAGCUGUUACUGGGAGAAUCCUAUUUAUGAAACUGUGAAAUUCACACAGGACCAAAAAACAGGGAAGAUUAAUGAGAAGAUCUACAGAUUCGUCAUAUCAAAGGGUUCAUCAAAAGCCGGUGUCAUUGGAGAAUUUUCUAUUGAUUUUGCAAAAUAUGCCAUGGCUUCUACCAAAGUUUCCUCUUUGUCUCUCCCACUUAGGAGUACAAAAUCUGGAACUGUUUUGCAUGUUAAAAUUCAAAGAGUUCUAGAAAGUGAUACAUUAAGAGAUGUCAAUGACUCUGAUGAACAUGCUAGAGUUAGGUUCAAUAGAAAAAGCUUGAAGACACAAUUUAACAUGGAUGAAGCCGAAAACAACAUCAAGGCUAAACUUAUUGAAGACAAGACUAUUGAACAGGUAGAUAUCUUAAGUUCUGGAGUUAACUCUUCUCUGGAUACCCAUAGAGAAUACCAAGUUAAGAUUGACAAUGUUAUCCAAGAAGAACGCCAAGUAUCACAAUGGGAAUGGCUAAGAGGAAGUUCGGCUCCUGAAACAAGCACAGACGAUUCUUCUAACAGCCCAAGAGAAAUCGUAUCAGUAGAAACAUCUCAAGAAACCAUAAUUGAGAAGCUCAAAGUCGAGCUAGCUGACUUAUCUAGACAGGCUUCCAUUUAUGAAUUGGAGCUUCAGUCUCUCAGAAAACAAGUAAUAAAGGAAUGUAAAAAGGGACAGGAUAUCUCCAAAGAGAUGGACUUGUUGAAAGAGGAAAGAGAUGAGCUCAAGAAAGAACUGACUCAAUAUAAGUCCUUCAGAGAGCGGUUGGACCAAUUGAAAGCUAGAGAUAGGUUGAAUUUUGUUGAAGGUGAUCCGUGGAAUAUGCUAGGCCAACUCCGCGAAGAACUACAAUAUGAAAGGAAUCUUAAUACAAACCUUAAAUUGCAACUACAAAAGACGCAAGAUUCGAACUCCGAGCUGAUCCUAGCCGUCCAAGAACUUGAAGAUUCUUUACAGCAUACGAAUCAUUCUAGUGAAAAUUUGACCGUUGUAACUGUGAAAGAUUUGAAAGAAAACGAAUCCAGUUCUGUAAUGAAUAUCGACGACGACGAUGAAGAGCAACGGGCAUUGGAAAAGCUUGUAAUGAAGGAUCAAGUGGAUUGUAAUGAAGAUACGGAACUGCAAAUCUUUAGGAAGGAUAAAGAUGAACUAGAGAUGCAGAUAGAGCAACUUGAGCUUGAUUAUGAGAUAUUAAAACAGGAAAACCAUGACUUGUCAUAUAAGCUUGAGCAGAAUGAGCUGCAAGAACAGCUAAAGGUCCAAUACGAGUGUUCUUCUUAUUCGGUUGUAACUGAACUCGAAACCGAGCUGAAGAAGCAAUCCGAACAGUUAUCCAAUUAUCUGGCCAUUACAACCAAACAUGAGAUUCACAUUCAAAAUUUGGAGGAAGAAAUAGAAAAGAGAGCGAAAAUAUUUGAGGCUGACUUAGAAAUUAUUUCUCUAUCAAAAAUUGAACAGGAGAAGAGAGCCAUUAAAGCCGAAGAAGCCUUGAGAAAGAUGAAGAUGCAAAAUGCCAGUACAGCUGAGAGACUUCAGGAGGAGUUUAAAAGACUUUCAAGACAAAUGACUUUCACUUUUGACGAGAAUGAGAAGCUGACUGUUAAAGCCCUGGCUGAAGCCAGUGAACUCCGUGUACAGAAAACUCAUCUCGAAGAAAUUCUGUGGAAUGCUAGAGAUGACUAUGAAGAGAAAAUGGACGAACUGAGAAGGGUGGCCGAAAGGCUCGAGAGAGAAAAAAAAUCUCUCAUUGAAGAAAUUAGACAUAAGGGAGACAAUUUUGAUGCUUUAUUGGCAAAAUGUUCUAUAUCUGUGGAUGAGUUAGAAAAAGAGAAACUGCAGAAGCAGAUAGUUCAACUCAAAAGUCAAUCUGCUUCUCUUAUUGGGAUUCCUAAAGAGAUAGACAAUCUAAAGCAAAAAAUGAAGUUAUUCCAGGAACAAAUAAAGCUUAAGGAGAUAGCCAUUGAAACCUCUGUAAAUUUGUUUUUGGGGAAAGAGAAAGAUCUCCUGUACAAAAUUGAAGAGUUGGAAAGACAAUUAGAAGAGGAGCUCAAACAAACUGGCAUAACUAUAUGUGCUCAUCAACUCCAGAAGGUAUAUGUAGAUACGAUGUGUGCAACCGAAGAAGGAGAAUCACAAAAAAGUAAUCAAUCGAUAAGAAGGUCCAGAAAGCUGAAAGAGAAUGAAAAGAAUAUGGCAAUUGAAGAAGAGUUGAAGGAAAUGCAAGGGAGAUACUAUGAAAUAAGUGUGAGGCUUGCAGAGGUUGAAGGGGAGAGACAGAAGCUCAUGAUGACUGUACGCAGCCUCAAGAACUUAAACAAGAAGACAUAGUAAUAGCUCAAUCUUUUGCCAUUAAUUAUAUAUGAUCUCAAAAUCCAUUCCACAUCAUCAUAGUACAUACACAUAAUAUGAAAUAUAUUUAGUUCUUUGUUCAAAAGAAAGUCUUCUUAGUAGUAAUGAUAAUAUUUACAGAAUUUGGUGAAAUAAUGCAACCAGCUGGUAGCCUGGUAUAGGUAGUCGGUCCAAGGAAGAAAGAAAAUGAAAAAGGUCAUGUGAAGUAAGUAUUGAGAGUGUUGUGAUGUUCAUUAUUCAUUGACUCAAAUAAUUUGUAUUGUUUGUUUCCAUUUGUAAGAUAGGAGAAGGGAAGUAAUUUUCUGCUUUUA
Molecule: messenger RNA, 3211 nt
Organism: Impatiens glandulifera
Lineage: Eukaryota; Viridiplantae; Streptophyta; Magnoliopsida; Ericales; Balsaminaceae
Product: myosin-2-like
Exons: 8
Coding region: 339-2879 (846 amino acids)
Source: RefSeq, a predicted model, not a curated record